GUUAGAAUCUGAUACUGUGGGACCUUCCACAGGUUCCUCUAUAUUAUAUAGUACAGCUUCCGAUCAUAAAUCAUCUCACACAGCAAGUGUUAGCUUCUGCAGAUUUCUACUAGGCAUCUUUAUCUUCCAUAUGGAAAAUAGCAAAGGUGGAAGGGAACAAUCUAGUGGAAAAAGGAAGAGCAUACUUGUAGGACCAUGGGGAGGAAAUGGAGGGACAAGCUGGGAUGAUGGUAUAUACAAUGGAGUAAGAGAAAUCACCAUCGUUUAUGAUCGUUGCAUCGACUCGAUCCAGGUGGUGUUUGACAAGAACGGCAAGCCUGUCAUCGGAGAAAAACGCGGAGGAGUGGGAGGCACCAACAGAAUUGAGAUUAAGUUGCAAUAUCCAGAGGAGUUCUUAGUGAGUGCAAGUGGCCAUUACUGUCCCGUCGUUUAUGGUGGGAGUCCGGUGAUUCGAUCACUGACACUGAAGAGCAACAGAAGAACAUUCGGACCAUAUGGAGUUGAAGAAGGGACACCAUUUACAUUGUCCAUGGAUGGAGGCUCUAUUGUAGGAUUUAUGGGGAGAAGUGGAUGGUACCUUGAUUCUAUUGGGUUUCACUUGUCUCGCUCUCAAUCCACCAAGCUUCUUCAGAAGGUUCAACAAAGGUUUCAGAGGCUUACUAGUUCUGUUUCAAGAUCACGUUCUAUUAAUAAGGAUAGUGAAAAGGCUUAUUAUGGAAGAGCAAAUACGAAGAGCAUAUAAAAGCUGUUUAUGUAAUAUGCAACCUCAUGUUUUAUUGAGACCUUGUAUUGUGUAAUUUGGUAUUAUUUUGUUUAAUUUGAACAUGAUUGCUGGACUUACAGAUUAAAUAAAAUACAAAAUGAGUUGCAGAGCAA
Jatropha curcas is the source of this 876-nucleotide messenger RNA. RefSeq names its product Mannose-binding lectin superfamily protein. The record is from RefSeq and is a predicted model, not a curated record. Gene Ontology annotation, molecular function: carbohydrate binding. Lineage: Eukaryota; Viridiplantae; Streptophyta; Magnoliopsida; Malpighiales; Euphorbiaceae.